This is a messenger RNA of Erpetoichthys calabaricus (reedfish), 6490 nucleotides long. RefSeq names its product NACHT, LRR and PYD domains-containing protein 3-like. The record is from RefSeq and is a predicted model, not a curated record. Gene Ontology annotation, cellular component: cytoplasm. The coding region runs from base 126 to 3734 and encodes 1202 amino acids. NCBI's taxonomy places the organism in Eukaryota, Metazoa, Chordata, Cladistia, Polypteriformes, Polypteridae. The transcript has 16 exons.
UACCAGGACACACCUUUUAUUAACUCUGAUUUGGAAUAUGGAUGGCUUUGCAGACUUCUAUAAAACAAAGAAACUGACAAUGAGGAACCAUUGACUUCUCAAAAUUGAGGCAAAGAAAAGCAGCAAUGAAAAUCCACACAAGAUGGAGUUGCACUAUUUUAUAUGUUCUCCACAACAUGUACAUCAUCUGGGCAGAGAGAUUUAAAGUUGUUGGACCUUCUAAAGCUGUUAUUACUUUUGAUGGAAAUGAUGUGAUCCUGCCGGCCUUGCUCUCACCAGCCCUCAAUGCUGAGAAGUCUGAAGUCAGGUGGUUUCGAGAAGAUUACUCAACUCUAGUACUUUGGUAUCAGAAUCACCAGAUUAAACCCGAGAGACAGAGUCAGUCCUAUAAAGGAAGGACCACACUUUUUCUGGAAGACCUCCAGAAUGGAAAUGUAUCUUUAAGACUUCUGAAAGUUCAUGCUUCUGACACAGGCCGCUACCGAUGUCUUGUGAACACUGAACAAUGGGAGGAUGAAGCUGAAAUUACUCUGAGCGUUGAAGUCUUGGGUAGUCAGCCCUCCAUUUCCAUUAGAUCUACUGAGGACCAGCAAAUUAAAUUGGAGUGCAGCUCUGAAAAGUGGAGCUCUCAACCUGAAAUUAUCUGGAAAGACAUGAAUGGAGUGGACAUGACAUCAGGGUCCACUUUAACAUCACAACAGGACAGCGAGAGACUCCUCAGUGUGAGCAGCAUCAUUCCAAUCAAAUCAGAGUUCAAUGUGUUCUCCUGUCUCAUGAGAAGUAAAGCCUCAAAUCCCAAUUGGCCUUCAGCACUUAACAUCUACAAUUUCUCUCCAGGAUACUCUGGCUGGUCAGUGGUUUUCUGGAUAUCAUUGGUCAUCUACUUGAUAGCAAUGGCUCUGCUGAUAUUUAGCUGGAAAAAAAUGAAAGAAAAAAACGCAAGAUAUGAACCUAAAGUUAAUUUUCUACAACUCUGUUACCUACGCAAGGAAAUUGAGUUGGCAAAACAUCCUGCUUUGAAAGUCAUAAAACGAUUCCGUCAUGAAGAUCUCCUCAAAGUCACUGAAUACUACAAGCCCUACCUGGCAUAUGUGAUUAAAAGUAAAAUGACAAGCAUCCUGCAGAGCCUGGAAGCUAAGCACAUCCUUACCACUGAUGAUGCACAAAUUUUCAAAUCCAAAGAAGAGUCUAACGGGACAGAAGGCGUGAAGUCUUUCAUUAGUGACAUGAUGAAGGACAAUAUGGCACUGACCGGCCUGUGGGAGGCACUGACUGAUGAACUUGUGAGAUUUCCAUCACCAAAUAUGAUCAGAAUAAUGGAGGAAGUGGCAGAUAGUGGAAAGAAGCUUUUAGAAGAGAUUGAGGCCAGUGUCAAAUCACCUGUCCUUGACCUUCAUCUUAAUGACCUUUAUGAGAAACACAAGAUUGCUGUGUCUGAGGCCAUGAAAUCUCUAUAUGAUCAUCCUUCAUUUGGAGAUUCACACAUCAGAGCUGUGAACUUUGAGACUCAAUACACUGAGCUGAUGGUCUUUAAACAGGACACGGUAACCCAUAAUGAAAUUGAACAUGAACUUUUGAAAACUGGCCGGAGUCGCGCAGAGCUGGAAGAGGGACAGGUAACGGAGAAAUGUGAGAGAAUCUGGACUGAACAAAUAUUUAAGAGAUGUCCUGAAAGUAUACAUUCUGCAAAUAUAGUAGCCAGUGGAACAGCUGGAAUUGGAAAGACCACCAUGGUCCAGAAGAUCAUGUUUGACUGGGCCAGAGGCACACAGUACCAGAGGUUUGCAUUUGUGUUUCUGUUUAAAUUCAGGGAGCUCAACCUCCUAGAAAAUGAGAAGGAGUCAAAGAUAUCACUGACCAAACUGAUUGUAAGAUACUAUAAUUACUUAAAUGACCAGAAAUUGAGAGAAAUCCUGCAGAACCCCAAAUCUCUCCUCUUUAUAUUUGAUGGAUUGGAUGAGUACAAACACAAACUGGACUUUACAGAGAGUCAGCUCUGCUCAAACCCAGAUGAUGAUUCUCCACUUUAUGUCCUGGUGGCAAGCCUUGUCUACCGGACAUUACUUAAGGGUUGUUCAGUCCUGAUCACUAGCAGACCAACCAGCCUGGAGUCCUUGAAUAUGGAUAAAGUUGACCGAUUUGUACAGAUCCUGGGGUUCUUUCCUGAACAAAGGCUGAUGUAUUUUAACAAGUUCUUACAUGAUGUUAACAUGGGCACUACGGCUUUUCAGUAUGUGGAGGAGAACCCGAUCCUCUAUCCCUUGUGCUUCAAUCCCUUGUACUGCUGGAUUAUCUGCUCUGUGCUAAAGAGCCACUUCAUGAUACCUGAAGAAGAGCAACAAGCCACACUUGGAACUGUCACUGAUGUGUUUGCGAUGUUCAUUCACAACAUCCUCACCAGUCACAGGAGAGAAGCCGACAACCAGCAGGCAAUUCUGGUUAAACUGGGAAAGUUAGCUUAUUACGGAGUGGAUAAUCAAAUUUUUGUAUUUUCUGAGAAGCAGGAGAUGUCCACUUUUGGUCUACAGCCAUUUUUGUCCUCUCCAUUCCUCUCUGGAUUCUUGAAGAAACAAACCACUCCAGAACACACAGCAUACACAUUCUACCACUCCACACUGCAAGAGUUCAUGGCUGCCUGCUCCUUCUACCUCAAUCCAUCAGGGUGUGUUGAGGAGCUGCUUCUAAAACUAGACUCAUGUAAAGAUGGCCGGUUUGAGAUUCUCAUUCAGUUCAUGGUGGGACUGGCAAGGCCUUCCAUAUUUAAAACACUGGGUGAAAUCAUGGGUGAGUUUGAAAAGAACACCAUGGAGCACAUACUGAAGUGGGUGAAGGAGAAAGCUGAACAGGCAUUACAAGGCGGUAAAAGUGAAGCUCUACAGGUGUGUCAGUGGCUCAGUGAGACUCAGAAUAAGCAAUUAAUUAGAGAUGCUAUUGGAGAGAAUUUAAAGAUGGACUUUAGUAAGAUGACUUUGUCUCCAUUAGACUGUGCUGUGCUGGCCUCUGUCAUCCGCUGUUUUGGGGAACUUGAGGUCCUUAACCUGUCAGAAUCAAAUCUCACUAUAAACUGUAUCAGGAGACUGGUGCCGGGUUUCAUCUACUGCAAGCAAGUCAAGCUGAACUCUUGUGGUCUAACCUCCGAAUGUUGUUCAGCUCUCUCUUUAGCCCUUUCCUCUCCACAUACACGACUGGUUGAACUGGAAAUGAACAAAAAUAACUUUGAGGAUUCAGGAGUUAAUCUGCUGUGUGAAGGACUGAUGAGCCCAAACUGUAAAUUAGAGAUAUUAUGGUUGGUGUCAUGUGGUCUUACCUCAGGAUGUUGCUCAGCUCUCUCCUCAGUCCUUUCAACUCCACACUCACCACUGAUUGAUCUGUGGCUCAACUAUAAUAACCUGCAGGAUUCAGGAGUAGAUUUGCUGUGUGAAGGGCUGAACAGCACAAACUGUAAACUAAAGAGACUGAGGCUGUGGGCAUGUGCUCUCACUGCUGGAUGUUGUGCAGCUCUCUCCUCCGCUAUCUCUUCUGAACAUACACACCUGAUUAAUUUGAGCAUAGGAGCAAAUAACCUGGAGGAUACAGGAGUAUGCAUACUGUGUGAAGGGCUGAAGAACAAGAACUGUAAAUUAGGAAUACUGUGGGUGAGUGCUAAUGGAAUCAGUGAGUGUGAGAGGAAGAACCUGGAGUCACUACAGGACGAGUUGAACAAAUCUGGACGACGAGUGGAUAUCAACAUAUGAGAAGAUCAUCUUUGGCAAUCAAAAUGACACCUCAGUGGAGCUGUCCCUAUUCACUCACUCGUAUCAACUCAAUCCAUUAAAAGCAAUCCCUUUGUUCUAUAAUCCCAACUUCAGCCAAUGUAUAAAAAAACCUACCAUUUUCUGAAGUUGGGUAGUUCUCGUCUGGCCCUGUAAUCCUGAACUGUUGACAAAUUGCAAGUUAGCUGUCACUACUAGAAGGAUAAAGACUGUGAGGAUAGUCCUCUGAAAAUCAUUGCAUAACAAAGUAUAUGCCACCCAGGAAAACAGAAGGAACAGAUACGGUUUCAGGGUCCAAUUGUAGAGGAGCAGGGUGCUGGGGCCUAGCCUUGCAAUGGGCAUAAUGCUUGGGUAAACCUUAGAUGGGAUGUGGUACCUCAUAGGACAUUGCUAAUGUUUAUUUGAAUAGGAAAGUCUCAAAAACGGGUGCUCCUCUUUAGUAUUUGGCGUUGUUUCAACCUGUUUCUGCGCCUUUCCUCAUUUUAUUGUCACCAUUUCAACAUAAAUCAUGAAUGGAGUUUCUGACUGAACAAACAAUCUAGUUUUAUGACUUGAACUUCAUGACUAACAGUUAUAGUGGAUUUGUCACAAUCCUUGUCAAGGUAGUGUGCGGAAGGGAUUAAGAGCCAUAAAAAUAUGUAAUGUGUUACCGAGUAAUGCAAUAGACAGUAGCCUGCUGAGUACCUCCUGAUGAGCUACACUUGACUGAAUAUCCUGCUGUCAUUAAAACAUUCUUAUAUACAGGAAAGCAGAACUUAUGAAUAUAUUCUUCCUUAGUUCUAGUCAAAUGAUUUCCCAAAAGAAGCAUUACAGUAUAUACAUAACACACUGAUGAGACCUCACCUGAAUUACUGGGUUCAGUUUCGAUCUCCAUAUUACAAGAAAGACAUAACAGGGCUGGAAAAAGUCCAGAGAAUAGCGUAAUGUUCUACCCAUGUCAUUGCGGCUUGUCCUUCUUUUUACCACAAAGCUAAUUUAUUCUAUACUAGCCGUUUCAAUUUAGGCAGGUCUUGGCCAAACAGAUUUUACUGAGCAGCAGAGGAUUGCAAGGCUUUCACUUUACAGAUGAUGACAAUUUUGCAGGGUGAAAGCAAUGAUCUGAUAAAACGGGACAGGCACCAGCUUGCAUGUCUUGCUAGUGUUAGCAAAAAAGAGACAGACGUGAUUAGUGAGGUCAAUUGAUGUUUAUGUUAAUGAAGUCUGCACACAUAAAGGAAAGUUCUGGUAUGGCCCCAUCCACAUUUUUAUGUCAAAAAUAACACUACAGAUGAAAUCUUAGUAAAGUCACAGAAUAGAAACUGAACUGUUCUGCAGUACAUGUACUCCCCCUUGAGAUCUCUCGUUUCACAUUUGUAGUAGAAUUUUGUUAAAUGCCAACUACUGAUUUCUGCCUAUGCUCAUUAUUUAAAAAUUGAGCCAUUUGUUAAACCACUAAAUUGAUAUUCAGUGUUUUGUAGUGUGAACUAAAGUGUGAAAUCUUAGCAAACUUUAAGCAGGAAUCCUAAUAGCCAUUGCACAGGGUAAAUCUUUGUGAAGCAACAUGGCUCCUGCUGUUUAACCCUCCUCUUUGAUCCGUAAGGCUAUCUAAGUGAGCUUUGAUGUGAUCGGCUUUUACUGACACUGUUCUUCACUGUCUUCCUAAAACAUUGUCAGCUUGUAAACAAGCUCAAUUGUAAAAAAAAAGGGGACAUUUUAUAAUUAAAGACAUCAAAAUGUAACACUGCUGUUUCUCCUGCGGGGUACACAUGCAGAAACCAUGGUGGGCUGGCACAGGAUGAACUAUAAAGACCACCUGGGUGUAAUCCAUGAAACAUGCUUAUGAACCAGAGACUUUUCUGAUUGAGCCUUGCUUGAAUAAGCCUUAUUUUCAAGUUAAGGCUCAGUCAAUUUCAUGAACACAAAGUCUUUCUUGUUAACUCAAAACAGGCUUACACAAUCCAUGAUUAUGCAUGCACUAGUGAGAUUUAAAUAGACCCAAGAAACUGUCAUCAAUAACAUCAAUCAAGGUUCAACAAGACACAGAAGAGAGGCAAUAUCUGCAUACAGAGUACCUAUGACUUUAUGUGUGAAACUGAUGUAUAACAGGAUAGCUUAAAAAUAUUUAGAGUUUUAUUUAAUUGUCAUAAAAUAGAAGAAUGUGGACCAGAGAUGGGGGUGACCUUUUCUGCAGUUGAUCAAGAAAUAAUUCUUCAUUUAUAAUAGCACAAAAAGCCAAUGUGUCCAUGUGGUACCCGGAUGGGGGUGGUACCCAGCUGGGACGCCUGAGAAGACCAGAGGAGGGCUUGUGCCUCCUCCAGACCUCGAAGAGGCGACCGCCCUGGGAGCCAUGGGUACAGAGCUGGGAAGCUCGACCCUGUAAGGGCCCGUGGUCACCGCCAGGGGGACCCCAAUACCUGGAGAACCCUGGACCUCACCACUUCCGCCACACCAGGAAGUGCUGGGGGGAAGAGGAACAGGGACACCUGGAGUGCUUCCGGGGAUACAGCCGGCACUUCCGCCACACUGGGGCGUGUCGGUGGGAGAUUGCCAGGGACAAACCUGGAGCACAUCCGGGUGCUUAUUUAAAGGGGCCGCCUCCCUUCAGAGAAUGACUUGAGUCGGGUGGAAGAAGGACAAGGUCUCUGGAGGAGAGAAGGAGGUGUUCUGAAGACAGAGAGAGAAGGCAUUGUUGAUUGGCCUGGACUGUGGGGUAUUGAGGCUUGUUGAGUAAUUUGUAUACUAUGGAGACCCUGAAUAAA